UUCAACUCAGUCCAAGUGUUGAUUUCUCUUACAGGUUCUAUACCAACCAGAUCAAAGCUUUAGACCUUUCUAAGAGUCCUUCUCGAGAAAAUGGGAAUUCGAUUGCUAUCCUUGGUUCCUCAUGCCAAGCAAAUCCUAAAGUUGCAGUCAGGUUUUACCAAAAGUCAGAAGGAUGUGCCAAAAGGCCAUGUGGCUGUUUAUGUAGGAGAGAUCCAAAGAAAGCGGUUCUUGGUUCCAAUUUCUUACUUAAACCAUCCGUUAUUCCAAAAACUACUCAGCCAUGCAGAGGAAGAGUUUGGCUUCCAUCAUCCACAGGGGGGUCUAACAAUUCCUUGCAAGGAGGAUGCCUUCAUUGAUCUCACCUCCAGAUUGCAAGUAUCUUGAAGGAUGCAGAAGAAAGGACAAUCAUCUGACGUUUUUGACAAUUUUUUUUCCGACUCAUUUACUUUUCGACACUUACUAGAUUGUUGUAGAGUGGGAAACCGUCCUACCUGUAAAUGAGUUGCAUUGUAAAGUUACUUAUACCACAGGAUUAAUGAAAAUAGACCAAUUCAGCAUAGACUUC
Molecule: messenger RNA, 565 nt
Organism: Cucurbita pepo subsp. pepo (vegetable marrow)
Lineage: Eukaryota; Viridiplantae; Streptophyta; Magnoliopsida; Cucurbitales; Cucurbitaceae
Product: auxin-responsive protein SAUR24
Biological process (GO): response to auxin
Source: RefSeq, a predicted model, not a curated record